Molecule: messenger RNA, 3888 nt
Organism: Fusarium sp. VM40
Lineage: Eukaryota; Fungi; Ascomycota; Sordariomycetes; Hypocreales; Nectriaceae
Source: the annotation of a GenBank genome assembly
AUGACGAUGGUUGACGAUGCGGCUCUCGCCGCCGCCGCUUCGAUUGUCGCUUCGAUUGCUCCAGAUACCCGACCACCUAACUCGAUACCAGUUGGUGUAGCUUCCCAGGUACAGCUGCCAGGGCCCGACACUCCCGCCAAACGCAAGCUAGAGUUGGAGCUUCAGAAUCUCGCUUUGCGUGUUGGAAAGCUCGAGAGCCAGGCCUCAGCUACCUCUCCAUUUCCAGAUACACCUAACGAGGUUAUUGACACCCUUUUCGGCGAAGAGGCUCUUGCGGUGGCGGCCCGCCCCAAGCCCAAAGUCUUUCCCGCCCAAGGUAGUCUGCACUCUCCGCAUAUGCCUACUUAUCAGCUGACCGAAGAAGCCCUCGAAGGACUUCGAGACCAUGUGGACGACCAGUCCAAGUUGCUCGAUAGUCAACGCCAGGAGCUCGCUGGUGUAAAUGCCCAGCUCAUGGAGCAGAAGCAGCUCCAGGAGCGAGCCCUUGAGAUCCUCGAGCAAGAGCGUAUCGCCACUCUGGAGCGUGAGCUUUGGAAGCACCAAAAGGCCAACGAGGCUUUCCAAAAAGCUUUGCGAGAAAUUGGCGAAAUCGUUACCGCCGUUGCUCGCGGUGAUUUAACCAUGAAGGUCCGCAUGAACACUGUGGAAAUGGACCCUGAAAUUACAACAUUCAAGCGUACCAUCAACGCUAUGAUGGAUCAACUGCAAAUAUUUGCUAGUGAAGUCUCUCGAGUGGCUCGUGAAGUCGGCACCGAAGGAUUGCUGGGUGGCCAAGCCCGCAUCGGAGGUGUUGACGGAACAUGGAAAGAAUUGACUGACAACGUAAACGUCAUGGCACAGAACCUGACUGAUCAAGUGAGAGAAAUUGCAUCUGUUACAACCGCUGUAGCCCAUGGCGACCUUACCAAGAAGAUUGAACGACCUGCCCGAGGCGAGAUAUUACAACUACAACAGACCAUCAACACCAUGGUGGACCAACUUCGAACAUUCGCCUCUGAAGUCACUCGUGUAGCUCGAGAUGUCGGAACCGAAGGCAUGUUAGGCGGGCAAGCUGAUGUUGGGGGAGUGCAGGGCAUGUGGAACGAUCUAACCGUCAACGUCAACGCCAUGGCCAAUAAUUUGACGACUCAAGUGCGCGACAUUAUCAAGGUUACCACAGCUGUCGCCAAGGGAGACCUGACACAAAAAGUUCAAGCAGAUUGCAGGGGCGAGAUAUUCGAGCUCAAGUCAACCAUCAAUUCCAUGGUUGACCAGCUGCAACAGUUCGCCCGCGAAGUCACAAAAAUUGCUCGUGAAGUCGGCACUGAAGGUCGUCUAGGAGGCCAGGCCACCGUCCACGAUGUCGAGGGCACUUGGAGGGACCUAACCGAGAACGUCAAUGGCAUGGCCAUGAACCUGACCACACAGGUGCGUGAGAUUGCCAAGGUUACCACUGCUGUGGCCAAGGGUGAUUUGACAAAGAAGAUUGGGGUCGAGGUCAAGGGUGAGAUCGCAGAGCUGAAGGAUACCAUCAACCAGAUGGUGGAUCGUCUUGGUACAUUUGCCGUGGAAGUGAGCAAGGUCGCCAGGGAAGUAGGCACAGACGGAACCCUUGGCGGACAGGCUCAGGUAGCCAAUGUCGAAGGCAAAUGGAAGGAUCUCACAGAAAACGUCAACACAAUGGCGUCAAAUCUCACUGUUCAGGUCAGAAGUAUUUCAACGGUUACUCAAGCCAUUGCCAACGGCGACAUGAGCCAGAAGAUCAAAGUCGAGGCAAAUGGAGAGAUACAAGUGCUGAAAGAGACCAUAAACAACAUGGUUGACCGCCUGUCUAGCUUCUGUUACGAAGUGCAACGAGUAGCCAAGGAUGUGGGAGUUGAUGGAAAGAUGGGCGCACAAGCCGAUGUAGGCGGCCUCGAUGGUCGUUGGAAGGAAAUCACAACAGAUGUCAACACCAUGGCUAGCAACUUGACCACACAAGUGCGCGCUUUCUCGGAUAUAACUAACUUAGCGACUGAUGGGGACUUUACCAAGCUUGUGGAUGUAGAAGCAUCUGGCGAGAUGGAUGAGCUCAAACGCAAGAUCAACCAGAUGAUUUCAAAUCUACGAGAUUCUAUCCAGCGCAACACCCAGGCCAGGGAAGCUGCCGAGCUUGCCAACAAAACCAAGUCAGAAUUUCUGGCCAACAUGUCCCACGAAAUCCGAACGCCGAUGAACGGUAUCAUUGGAAUGACUCAACUGACAUUAGAUACCGACCUGACUCAAUAUCAGAGGGAGAUGCUUAACAUUGUCAAUAAUCUUGCCAAUAGCCUCCUGACGAUAAUUGAUGAUAUCUUGGAUCUUUCCAAGAUUGAGGCUCGGAGAAUGGUGAUUGAGGAGAUUCCCUACACACUACGGGGAACUGUCUUCAACGCCCUCAAGACUCUCGCCGUCAAGGCUAAUGAGAAGUUCUUGGAUCUCACCUACAAGGUCGACAGCUCCGUACCCGACUACGUUAUUGGCGAUUCCUUCCGUCUCAGACAAAUCAUUCUCAACCUUGUUGGCAACGCCAUCAAGUUCACAGAGCACGGCGAGGUUAGCCUAACGAUCAAAGAGAGCAUAACGCAAAGCCUUGUCCGCCCUGGUGAGUAUGCAGUUGAGUUUGUCGUGCAGGACACGGGUAUAGGAAUUGCUCAGGAUAAGCUGGACUUGAUCUUCGACACGUUCCAACAAGCCGACGGCUCCAUGACACGAAAGUUUGGCGGAACUGGUUUGGGUCUUUCUAUCUCUAAACGACUCGUCAACCUAAUGGGUGGCGACCUUUGGGUUGACAGUGAACAUGGAAAGGGCAGCGAGUUCCACUUCACAUGCCUGGUCAGACUCGCCCCCGACGACGCUGCUUUGAUUGAGCAACAGAUCCGUCCUUAUCGUGGCCACCAAGUGCUAUUUGUCGAUAAGGCACAGUCCCAAAACGCCGCCUCGAUUAAGCCUAUGCUGGAGAAGAUUGGUCUUAGGCCCGUCGUCGUGGACUCAGAGAAGAGCCCUGCUCUAACUCGCCUUCAAACUGGUGGCUCACUCCCCUAUGAUGCUAUCCUGGUUGAUUCCAUUGACACCGCCAGAAGGCUGCGGGCUGUUGAUGAUUUCAAGUAUCUCCCUAUUGUUUUGUUGGCGCCUGUCGUUCAUGUUAGCCUGAAGUCGUGCUUGGAUUUGGGAAUCACGUCGUAUAUGACAACGCCGUGCAAGCUCAUUGAUCUAGGAAACGGCAUGAUUCCUGCUCUCGAAAACCGAGCAACACCAUCGCUUGCCGAUAACACAAAAUCUUUCGAGAUUCUGCUCGCUGAAGAUAAUACCGUCAAUCAACGAUUGGCGGUAAAGAUUCUUGAGAAGUAUCAUCAUGUCGUUACGGUGGUUGGCAACGGCUGGGAAGCCGUCAAGGCUGUACAGAGCAAAAAGUUCGACGUCAUCCUCAUGGAUGUACAAAUGCCGAUUAUGGGAGGUUUUGAGGCUACGGGCAAGAUUCGAGAGUACGAACGUGGCAUAGGAAGUCAUCGAACACCUAUCAUUGCCUUGACGGCCCACGCCAUGAUGGGAGAUCGAGAGAAGUGUAUCCAGGCUCAGAUGGAUGAGUACUUGUCCAAGCCUCUUCAGCAGAACCACCUCAUCCAGACUAUUCUCAAAUGCGCCACUCUUGGUGGCCCAUUGCUCGAGAAGAACCGUGAACGCGAACUGGCACUUCAUGCCGAGACGAAAUCGAAACACAAGGAAGGCGGACAGGGUCUGCUACGCCCUACCCUUGAAACUCGCUCCUUCACGAGUCGCGACCCUCUCUUGGGAAACGGCAAAGAGAGUCCUGCUAUCAUAGCAACUGAUGAUGAUCCCCUUGCAAGAGCACGUCUCGACCUUUCUGAUAUGCGGAGUCUUACCAACUAA